This is a messenger RNA of Guillardia theta CCMP2712, 369 nucleotides long. RefSeq lists its product as hypothetical. NCBI's taxonomy places the organism in Eukaryota, Cryptophyceae, Pyrenomonadales, Geminigeraceae. The coding region runs from base 1 to 369 and encodes 122 amino acids. The record is from RefSeq and is a predicted model, not a curated record. The transcript has 5 exons.
AUGCCUCAUGAUGACGGAAAGUCCCCACGCACUUCGCCAUCUCCAAAGGACCUCGUCAUGGCAGGGUUGGCAGCGUGCACGAGCAUGACGUUGCAGACAAGGGCAAGAACAAUGAUAGAGUCCGGAAAGAUGGAAAGGGGGAGCUUCAAGAGGAUAGAUGUGCAUGCCUAUGAUAGCACUCCGCAAGGCAAGCACAUGCCAACACGGGUGAAUCUCAAGAUCUGCGUGACCGGGAGCUUAUCUGCAGCUCAAAGGCGGCAACUCCUUGCAGCUGCAGAUAUGUGUCCAGUCAAACAGAUGCUCAAGGGGAAGGUGGAGGAGGGAAUCGAAGUUGAAGUUGUAGUUGAGGAGGAGACGGGCACGAGCUGA